Planococcus citri (citrus mealybug) is the source of this 1080-nucleotide messenger RNA. RefSeq names its product icln (gene icln). NCBI's taxonomy places the organism in Eukaryota, Metazoa, Arthropoda, Insecta, Hemiptera, Pseudococcidae. Gene Ontology annotation, biological process: chloride transport; spliceosomal snRNP assembly; mRNA cis splicing, via spliceosome. Bases 400 to 930 code for a protein of 176 amino acids. Gene Ontology annotation, cellular component: cytosol; plasma membrane; methylosome. The transcript is spliced from 6 exons. The record is from RefSeq and is a predicted model, not a curated record.
GUGUAGCCGUCUUUUUAAUCACAAUCACGUUGAAUUUUUUUUUAUCACGAUUCGGAUUCACGAGCUGGCGGCGCGAAAUCGCGAAUUUUCAUUUUCGUUUCAAUUUUCAAUAAUUCCGGCGGUUUGCUUUUAUUACGAAAUGAAUUGAUAAUUGAUAAUUGAUGUUGAAAUGCGAGUGUCGAAUAAACGGUAAAAAUUGGUAACCAUUCACUCGUACUACGGGACUAGUGACUACCUGCGUACCUAACUUAACAAAUGAAAUAAUUGUUCGUCAUUCGUCUGUCGAUGCGGAUUUGAUGGUUCAUUCGCUUUAUGAAAAGUGCAAACUUAUAUACUCGUAUUUCCGUUGAACGAAAUAAAGUAAUUCCGAUCGUCGAUUAAUAAUUAAUUGAAACCGAUAUGAUUGCCAUGGUUGCGUUGGAACCUCCGCAAGAGGGCAUUCGUUUGAAAGAGGAACACACAUUAGCUUACGUAAACGAUGUCAAUAAAGGGCUAGGCGUUCUGUAUAUCACCGAAAACAAUAUCGUAUGGAUAAACGAGUGCAAUAGCGAAGGUUUCACGCUGAAUUAUCCCGAUAUUUCCAUUUUUGCCGUGUGUACCGAUCAAGAAAAGUAUUCCGAAAGUUGCGUGUAUAUGUUGGUAGAUGACGAGAGUUCAAGUGCUGACGACGAUAGCGAGUCGAAUGGCGACGAUGACGAGAGUAAAGAAAUGGAGAUCAGAUUUGCUCCGUUAGAAGGAACCAACGUUCGCGAUUUAUUCGAUUGUAUUCAAGCUUGCAAUCAACUCCACCCCGGACCGAACGAUUUAAACGAUAGCGAUAAUACGACGGAUGAUGAUAAUUUCGAUGCUAAUGACGAUGAUGAUGAGUCUACUGGCUACACUAAUGGCGCCGAUGAUUCUGGAAAUUUAAAUCAAGAUAAGUACGAAUGAAUUUUGUUUUUGCAGAUCCCACGAAUCCUAUUAAUGGUCAGUUCGACGAUGUUGAAUGAACGCGAGGAAACGAUGCGAAUCUGUUUAGAAUUUACAGCUGAAACUCGAGUUUUGUACAAAUUUCCAUUCAAUAUAUUAAGUUUUUUCGUA